Culex quinquefasciatus (southern house mosquito) is the source of this 792-nucleotide messenger RNA. RefSeq lists its product as uncharacterized. NCBI's taxonomy places the organism in Eukaryota, Metazoa, Arthropoda, Insecta, Diptera, Culicidae. The record is from RefSeq and is a predicted model, not a curated record. Bases 39 to 767 code for a protein of 242 amino acids. The transcript is spliced from 2 exons.
CGUUAGAAUAUUUUUCAAAUUAAUCAUCCAAGCAGCCCAUGGAUUCAACUGUCAAGUUAAAUUUCUAUCAAAUCAACAUGUCCCAAAAAUCCUCCACCACCGUCCAAAAACCAUCCCGUCCCAAAACAGUCGCGGCCCGCCGCCGCCAGCCAUCGCCAGCUCGGAAAUCCACCUCGCAAGAAUCGCUCCAGCUGCAGCCAGCCCACAAGUUGGGCCACAUUCCGGAAUACCUCCGAAAAGCGCGAAAGCUCACCGCCGAGGGUGACGACGGUCAAAACGUUUCCCGGGACAAAUGCCACCACCUGGAGGAGGAAAACGCUCGCCUGAAGCAGACAUGCGACGCCCAGCAGCAGCUGAUUCGGUCCCUGCAGGAACGCGUUGCCCAGCUGGAUGCCGUUGUGCUGGAAAUCAAGCCCGAGCUGGCACGGCUCUGCGGCGAGAUUGAAGCACGGGAGCGGAAAAUCCAAAGCAUGGAACGAACGCUGGUUGAUGGGAACGCCACCAGGUUGGAUCGCCUCUGUGAGGAGGUGCAAGGGUUGCGACAGCUGGUGCAACAACCGGCGGAGGUUUUCCAACACUAUGGACGCCAGCUGAACGGCACCAUGGACAUGCUGGCACGGAGCUACUACGAGCUGCUAUCGAUGGUUGAAACCCGUCGAAUCAAUGGCCAGGACGAGUACCCGGACCGGAACUUUGACCGACAAAAGAUGCGCCUGGAUAAGCGGAGCAAGCACACGCAGAUUCGGGUCAAGAAGUAUGAUGGGUAAUUUGAUUUUUUUUAUUAUGGGUGAU